Aspergillus calidoustus is the source of this 372-nucleotide messenger RNA. NCBI's taxonomy places the organism in Eukaryota, Fungi, Ascomycota, Eurotiomycetes, Eurotiales, Aspergillaceae. The record is from the annotation of a GenBank genome assembly.
AUGGCUACUACAACAAACCAGUGCAUAUUUUGCAGCCGCAAACGCUGCCUAGUCCUCGACUACAAAUUUAGCUCUGGCGUGGAUCUAGACUGGUUCCGAGGCGAAUUUGACAAAGUCGCUAGGAGCAGCAGGACCAGGAUCCUCUCUUGGAGUCUAAAGGGCAAUCUUAUGCACCCAAAGCAUGCAUAUGCUGUCCUGGAUCUUGCUGAUCCCCAAGCCAGUAAUCCUGCGCUGGGGUUUGUUCUUCCGAACGGCAGCGGUGCAUCCGUUACUCCCAUUGCCUUUUGGCAUUGGACCUAUGCGGAGGCUAUUGAAGCCAUCAAUGAAGGGGACCCGGGAGCGAGGGGUGGCCGCUGUGGUCAGGAUAAAUGA